Miniopterus natalensis is the source of this 6186-nucleotide messenger RNA. The record is from RefSeq and is a predicted model, not a curated record. Lineage: Eukaryota; Metazoa; Chordata; Mammalia; Chiroptera; Miniopteridae.
CUCUCUCUCUAAAAAUCAAUAAAAACAUAUUUUAAAGAAUAAUGACACAAAUUCCAGAGGCCAAAUUACUCUGCCAUCGAUGGCCAUGUAACCCUGGUUGAGUCACUGUUCUUAAACGAUGGCAACCAUUGCAAAGAUAAACAGCAGCAAACAAAACUCACACACUAAGGUGGUUCUCACUUAGGUUUAGAGAGAAAUAUUAGCAAACACUAGGGAGGAUUUAUUCAAUCAACAUGAAAAAAGGUAAGCAUUGGGGGUUGAGAAAUGGCCAAGUACUUUUAUUAAUUUUAAAUGAGGACUUACUGAUAAGGUACUCAGGCUUCAUGAAACUAGACUUCUGUUCCCAUUCUCAGACUUUCACUGGUUUAACUUCCCAAGAAAGGGUAGUGUGUGUUGCAGGUGUGGUUCCCCAGCUGUAUACACUUAGCUUUCACUUAGUUACUAGUUCAGGCUGGUGAAACAAUUCUAUACAUAAAACUAGCUUCACAAUUCUUUAUAGCAUAAUAUAACUAUUCAUUUUUUGCAAGGCAUAUUUGGUCUUCAGAUUCUAACACUUUCUAGGAUUCCCCAAAUCCAUUAUGAGCUGCUCCAAACCAACUUUAAAUCUGAAUGGAGGCAGCACAGGGCAAUUCAAAGUUGAAUGAGCUGGUUCUCAGUAACCAAGCUGGGACCCAAACCCCUGGGUGCGGUCUGUGCUUACAGUGUGCUGCGAUAGGCCUCACUUCUUUAUCUUGAAAAAGAAGGGCUUAUAUCCAUAGGUGAUCAUGAAAUUCUAUUCUAGCACUACGAUAUUUGAUUCUAGUGAGCUUCUCUCAGUAAGAAAACUUUGAGUUUUGUUUCCCUUUAUUCUUGGUAAAGAUGAAUUGCAAAUAAGCCAUCCACAGAUGAUUUUACAGGUAAGUUUGUACCAAUAUUUUCUUGGGUCAAUAUGGAAUGGUUCCCUCUACCACUGUGUUGUAUAAAACUAACUACCCAUGGGGAUUAAACCUUUGAACUUCAAUCAAGCAUGCUAAUAAAGCCAGCUGACGUGUAAGUGGGUCAUAAAAUAAUCACAUGGAAGCACGGUAUAUAUAUGGUCCACCAACUUCCUCUUGCUACAGAAAUAGAGAUAUUAGGGUUUUUUUUGUGAGGGGAAGGUAGUUGCUACAUUUACUACAACUAUUGAAUUUCGACAACUGCUUUAAUUCCUUUUUUUUUUUUUUUACCACUGUCGUCGGUAUCAUGCAAGAAUCUCUUCAUACUGACAAAAACUGAAGGAUACUGAAAGAGUGAUGACCAGAGAACUUUAAGUCUGAAGUUUAGCAUCACCACCCUGAACAACAGAGUCUUGGUUUGCAUAAAUUACUUUACAGGUAAGACGGAUCACUUACUUUUAACUUAGAAGUUAACUCUGUAAAAAUUCUAACAAAUCUAAAAUGUUUAAAUUUUGAAGACGGAUCAUCAAGAAAGGUAGUCAGCAUAUUAAUUAUGUAAUCAUUAGUAACUAAAGUUAGAGUUGUAGAACUUUUUUCAUUUGUCCGAUUAGCAGAGAGACACUGUGUACCUGACUCAAGACAGACACUAUACCGAGGGGAAUGCAGACUUGUAGACACUUUCUGGAGAGCAAUUCUGUAUAUAUAAGAUGUGAUUUUCAUUUGAUUUCUUAAGCUCAACAGUAUUUUCCAAAGUUUAGAAAAUGAUUAUCCAGUAGUUUUAUAAUCAAACUUUAUUUUUAAAGGAGAGGUACACAGUAUAUACAAGUUUGAUGUUUGGGAAGCUAAAGAUGUGAACUAGUUGUCAUUUGUUACACUGAAGUUCUAGAGUCUCAGUGUCGUCCGUCUCAUAAUGCUAGAUUCUGUGAAAGUUGUUUACACCUUCCUUCUGUUCUGAAGCAUAUGCUAGUGUGAAACAGAAAAGCAAGGCAAUGGUAAUGAGUAAUAUGAGAUAUCAGAUGCUGUAUGAGGUGGUCUACUUAAAAAAAGAAAUACUACCUAUUAAUACAGAAACACUAUUAUGUGUACAGAUUUUAGUAUAUAAUGUAUUAUCUACACAAGGCAGGGGGUUAGUGUUUUUCUUUACUAUCAUCAUAAAAGCAAGCUCUAUUCCUUAUGGAAAAUAAAAACUACUUUGAUUAGAUAAAUUUUUCUUAAGAAAUAAACUGGCUUAUUUCGCUUUCGAAUCGACCGAUUUGUUACUGUUUAGGUUUUAUAUAAUUACAACAAGCCACUGUUUUAUACACUAACUGCAACCAGAUUCCAAUUUGCCAGGUGGCAGUGGAUUCAGAUACACUAACUGUGAAGCACAUGGACUAUUCUCUAAAUAAAAAUUGCAAGUAAACAAAAUAAAAGACAAAGACAUUGGUAGACAUUAAUUAAGUGUCUCAGUAUAAUAACCUAAAGACACUGCACAGCCCUCAAGCUUUCAAGUCUUUAGGUGGGUAUUAUUUCAUUUCAAAAUUAUAAAGGGUUUUUUUUCAAAUAUACUAUUUCUGUAAUCCAAGAGGCAAAAAUAUAACCAUGAUUCUAAAGAGGGAUGGAGAACAAAAUAGCCCUGAGGGGCUGGGAGGCGUAUAAGAAUCUCAGAAGGCAGUGUAUGGUAAGGAUUAUGUUUAUCAAAAGAGAGAAUAUGGUUAUAAAAAUAAGAGUGAGAACCCCCAUCCUAGAUUACAAAAGAACGAAGAAUGUGGUGCCUAGAAAGUUAUGGUGAAAAACACAAAGAAACGUCGCUCAUUCUGAAUAGAGCUCAUGAUCCUUAUCUGACCCAAAGAAAUGAGGAUAUGGAAAAAAUAAGAAUGACAAUUUGUAUGUGACUCUUCAACCCUUCAUGUGUACUCUUUGAAGAAAGAUUUAAAAAUAAGACAUAAAAAAGCAAAAAUAACACCUGCAUUUAUGCUAUGAUUAAAACAGCUUCUAAGAAACAUCAUAUUCUUUGAAAACCCAAGAUACUCAAUGACACACAAAGACACAUGAGGGCGCUCUAACCAACAAGCACAGCAACUACAGUUUUGACACAGAAUUUGAAAUUAAACUUUUCAUUUAAGUAUAACAGCUUAGCAUUAAAUAUUUGAGAUAAGAAAUUUCUGAUGACCUUUGGUAAAGACCCUGGGAUUUUGGUGUUUAUCCUUAGUUACUACACUUUCUUUCUGUUCAAUUCAGACCCUUGUCUGAGUAUUUGUUUAUGUGGAAUUAUGAAAAGAGACUCUUCUGAUAGUAUUAGAUUAUGGAGAAGUGCUUUAACCUACCCAUGAAAAGACACCAUUUUGAAAAGUAUUUGUGUACAAUUAAGAUGAUAAUUAAAGAUCAGUCUUCUCUCUAUUAAUGUGCCCACAAAAUGCUUUUGCAAUACUUUCCUUUGGCCAGUAUGUAUUGCUUGAAUGCACCUUAAAAUUUUUAAAAUUACCUUUCUAGGCAAAAAUCAAUUGUUUUUUUACAAAUUGCUUUACAAUCAAUAUAAGGACUAUAAAUUCCUCCAGUAUAAAGUGAUAAAACUCAGGUAUUUAACUAUUUGUACCAAAUUUUGUUUUUUAGACAGAGGCACUUUCCACAACAAUCAACUUUUUUGCUUUUAUUUCAACUGGACAACUGUGAUCAGAAAAGGUGAGAAGGCACCUAUACUUUCUCUUUCCAUCCAAUAUAUUUAUGUUACUAUUUUAUCCAAUGCUUUUUAAAACAUAAAACCACCAUUCACCUUCUAUAAUUUUAAUAUUAAAUAUGGCGGGGGGCAGAGGGAUGGGUGCAGGUGGAAGACGGUAUAAGGGGAAUAAAAGUUUAAAAUAAUAUCUGCAAUUCUGUUCUAGCUCUUGCGACAAAAUUCAAGAAAAUCUGAUAUAAAUGAGUAACAACUCGACAUGUAUUCGACCAUCCAUGAUCUCUUCCAUGGCUUUACCAAUCAUUUAUAUCUUCCUUUGUAUCAUUGGCCUCUUUGGAAAUUUUCUCUCUCAAUGGGUAUUUUUAACAAAAAUAGGUAAGAAAACAUCAACUCACAUCUACCUAGCACAUCUUGUGACUGCAAACUUACUUGUGUGCAGUGCCAUGCCUUUCAUGGGUACCUAUUUCCUGAGAGGUUUUCAAUGGGAGUAUCGAUCAACACAAUGCAGGGUGGUGAAUUUUUUGGGAACGCUAUCCAUGCACGUAAGCAUGUUUGUCAGCCUCUUAAUUUUAAGUUGGAUUGCCAUAAGCCGCUAUGCCACCUUAAUGAAAAAGGACUCUACGCAAGAGACCACUUCGUGCUACGAGAAAAUAUUUUAUGGCCAUUUACUGAAAAAAUUCCGCCAGCCCAACUUCGCUAAAAAACUAUGUGUUUACAUAUGGGGAGUUGUACUAGGCAUAAUUAUUCCAGUUAUCAUAUACUACUCAGCCGUAGAGGCUGCGGAAGGAGAAGAGAUCCUGUGCUACAACCGGAAGAUGGAACUAGGGGCCAUGAUUUCUCAGGUUGCAGGCCUCAUCGGAACCACGUUUAUCGGAUUUUCAUUUUUAGUCGUGCUAACAUCAUACUACUCUUUUGUCAGCCAUCUGAGAAAAAUAAGGACCUGUACAUCCAUUUUGGAGAAAGAUUUAACUUACACUUCUGUGAGAAGGCAUCUUCUGGUCAUCCAGAUUCUCUUGAUAGUUUGUUUCCUCCCAUAUAGCAUUUUUAAGCCCAUUUUUUAUGUUCUACACCAAACAGAUAACUGUAAACAACUGAAUUAUUUGAUAGAAAUAAAAAACAUCCUCACCUGUCUUGCAUCAGCCAGAAGUAGCACAGACCCCAUUAUAUUUCUUUUUUUGGAUAAAACGUUCAAGAAGACAAUAUAUAAUCUCUUUUCAAAAUCUGAUUCAACACGUAUGCAACCCUGUGGUUGACUUCUGAAUGGAAAACACCACCAAAGAGAAAAGUGUUCAUACGACUCUAUUGGGAACACGAAACUGCAUGAUCAACAGGUCAUCACUUGGCUGGUAACAGGCACCGAGAAAACCUCUUUGGUUUAAUUUAUACUGAAGGUUGAGAUGACAGAGACUUUCAGAGGCCAAAGUAAGCAUAUUGAAAGGAUCCUACUGCAAAUGAAAUCAACAGGCCAUUUUCUACUUAAACUCAACUGUGGAUGCUUCUGUUCAUAACACAGCAUUUCAUGACUGUGUUAUGCAUUUCAAGAUGCAAACGGUGUACGACUUUUCUGCUUUCUAGUAGCUUGAAUACAAGGGCCCCUCUAUGGAUAGUGUUUCACUGGUAACUUUAAAAAUGAGUAAAAGAAAAAAGUGAGUAUGAAAUUUCUUCACUUAAGUCCUAUCUAAAUGUAUGAAUGAUAUAGUGUAAGAAUCCAAGGUAUUAAAACACGUUAUUUAUUUGGUAUCAUCUGGCUCACGUUACAAGAAGCAGUAUUCGUUGAUUUUAGUAUUUAUUAAGAAGUUGUUAUUUAUAAAUACGCUUAAAUAUUUGGAUUAGGCUUUGUUAAAAUAAAAAGGGAAUACAACAUCAUUAUAUGUCAAUCUCCAUCACAUUUUUUGUAUUUCCUCUGCAUUUAAUAGAAAUAAUGUUGUUAUUAAUGACAAACAGUCCUGGCACGUAGAUAUGUUCAAUUAAUUUGUGAAAUGAAUGAAUGAGUGAUAAGGCAGUGUAACAGCAUCACUGUUGAGAGACUGGUGUCUGGAGUCCCUGGGUUCAUUCUUAGCCCCAUUUCUUAUUUAGCUGGACAGCUGUAGGCAACCUACCCGCUUUAAGUAUUGAUUUCUUCCUUUGUAGAAUAGAAAAAUACUACACAAUUCAUAGGUACUAUUAUUAAAUCAGAUGAUGUUACCAUUAAUGAGUAGCUACCUUUACUAACCACUUGCUAUGUGCCAGGCAUUCUUCUUAUAUGCUUUACAUUUAUUAUUUUAAUUAUCACAACCCUAAAGUAUGUCAAUUUGCUAAUGAAAAACUAAAGUGCACAGUUAAGUAAGUUGCCCAAAUUUUCUCCAAUGUCUAAGUAAAUAUUUAAAGACUAAGCAUUUCUUAACGGUCAUUUCUUUCUUCCAUGUAAUCUUGUCAGCAAGUCAAAUGAUGGUGACUAUAUUCUGUAUUAUAUAUGUUAUAAUAAUUAUUUUUAAAAAAUCUAUGUUUUAUCUUCCCAAAGAGAUCAUAAGCACCUUUGGAGCUGUAGUGUGUUUUCUAUUUCUACUCCCAUGGUACUUGCAUUCUCUGUUCAGAUAAGAACCAAACAAAAAGUUGAAUAAAAAUGAAGUUGAAUAUACA